This is a messenger RNA of Neohortaea acidophila, 1608 nucleotides long. RefSeq lists its product as uncharacterized. Gene Ontology annotation, biological process: regulation of fungal-type cell wall biogenesis; cell wall biogenesis. Gene Ontology annotation, cellular component: mating projection tip. The transcript has 2 exons. The coding region runs from base 1 to 1608 and encodes 535 amino acids. The record is from RefSeq and is a predicted model, not a curated record. NCBI's taxonomy places the organism in Eukaryota, Fungi, Ascomycota, Dothideomycetes, Mycosphaerellales, Teratosphaeriaceae.
AUGCCAUCUCUGAGCGCUCAGUUACGAGCCCUCUGGCAUGAUCUCACGUCCAAUGACCGCCAUGCCUCCGUCAACUCCCCCUACCGAACCGGCAGCCACCAGCCCCUCCCCCAGAACCGGCACGCGCCUCUCACGUCGAUAGCAACGACCGCCCUCGAUUCCCGCACCGAUCUCGACUCGCCGUACAAGGAAGAUAUGGAGCUUGGCCACGGCUCCGUGACCUUCAACGGUAUGGCCUCCGCCGAUGCCCCAUACACCCCUGGCAUGAGGAGUAAUCUGCGACGACAAUCCUCAGGGAUGGACGGCAAAGCAGAGGGUGCGAGCGAGAUACAAAUGCAGAGCUUUAGUGACGGCCUUCCCCCUCCACCGCCCGUCGGACACUCAUGGAGGAGGAUAGAUCGCUGGCUGGAAGACAACUACGAAGAGCUCUACGAGAACCUGUCUGCGGGUGCGACGCACAACGACGUGAACGAGCUGGAACACGAGCUCGAUCUGUCCUUACCGCCGGAGGUGCGCGAGUCACUACAGAUGCACGACGGGCAGGAACGCGGCGGCUUGCCCACCGGCGUCGUCUUCGGCUGUAUGCUGUUGGACUGUGAAGAGAUUCUGCAGGAGUGGCAACAGUGGCGCACGAUCAACGAGGUGUACCUGAGCGACAAGCAGACCUACACCAUCCCGCAAGCACCCAUCAAGGCCUUUGCCGGCUCCUCUUCCUCCCCCGCCGCUCCGAUCGCACAAGCCCAGCAGUCCGGUAAUCCGCAAUGGAAGCAAGAGCUGCUCGACAAGCAAGACUCGCAGCCAUCGAAUGCCAUUCAAAAAGCUUACGCCCACCCCGCCUGGAUUCCUCUCGCGCGAGACUGGGGCGGCAACAAUAUUUGCGUCGAUCUCGCUCCGGGCCCGACGGGCAAAUGGGGUCAGGUCAUCCUGAUGGGCCGCGAUUACGACUGCAAAUAUGUCGUCUCUCGCUCAUGGUCGGCGUUCCUGGCCACGCUCGCGGAUGACAUGAACACCGACAAGUGGUUCAUCGACGAAGACACAAAGGAGCUGAAGUUGCGCGAAUUCAAGCAACAGGGGGUCGAGCCGGCAUACAUUGACAUUUUGAGGUGGCGAGCGGAUCAGAAAUACGGCCGCAAGGCACCCAAGAAGCGACCAUUGAAGGUCAACAGUCAAGCCGGCGGCAAGGGACCGAAUGGCAUGUCACCUUACGGAAGCCCAACGACGGGCAAUGACGAUAGGGGCAGAAGUCCGCAGCGCUUCCAAAAUGGCAAGGCACCCGCAACGGGGAGCCCUCGCGCGCUCGUCUCAAGCCCACUGGCCAGAGUGGCGGAGGAGAUGCCGCAGCCGCUCAAGCUCGAUACUCACGUCGAAAAUCAGCCGGAGAAAUUGAUCUCCGCGGAUACACCUCUGGUGUACAACUCCUCGAAACUCGACAGGUUUGCGCCGGCCGACACACCGCUCAACAGCGAAGGCGAAGACAGGACGGGCAGCUUUCCCAAGAGUAAGCUGAACAGCGCCUCCCUCAGCGACACCUCGCCCGCCAGCCUGGCGGACGCCGAAACACGAGCAGGGGCGGAAGAGGACGGAGAGAUGAAAGAAGUGCAGAUCUGA